AUGAUGUAUUCAAAGAAUUUUACUCGAUACCCGAGAGAGAGAAAGAUCUCAUUUUAUUCUUAUACGUUUUCUCUUCUAGUUAAUAUUCCUACUAAUGCUACAUGGAAGCAGAACGGAGUGACUAUUGCUGGAGGUCACGGGAACGGGGAUGCCACUAAUCAACUCUACCGCCCUUUUGGUCUCUUCGUUGAUGAUGAUCAAACAGUGGUUAUUGCUGAUGGCUGGAAUCAUCGUAUCAUGCAAUGGAAGAACGGAGAUACAACGAAUGGACAAGUUGUUGCUGGUGGUAAAGGCGAAGGAAAUGGAUUACAUCAAUUGAAUCUUCCAACUAAUGUAUUAAUUGACAAAGAGACGGAUAGUCUCAUCAUUUGUGAUUGGAGGAAUCAACGAGUUGUACGAUGGUCUCGUCGUAGUGGUACAACACAAGAUGAAAUACUCAUCGAUAACAUCAAUUGUCAUGGAUUAGCAAUGGAUGAACAGAGAUAUCUCUACGUUUCUGUCUGGAAUAAAGAUGAAGUAAGACGAUAUCAAUUGGGUGAUGAGAAUGGCACUCUCGUAGCUGGUGGUAAUGGUAAAGGUGAUGAACUCAAUCAACUCAACUCGCCGAGAUAUCUCUUUGUCGAUCGAGAUCAUUCAGUGUACGUAUCAGACAGCAACAAUAAUCGUGUAAUGAAAUGGGUGGAAGGUGCAAAAGAAGGUAUUGUGGUUGCUGGAGGACAAGGUGAAGGGAAUGCUCUGAUACAAUUGUCUAAUCCUGAAGGAAUCUUCGUUGAUACGUUGGGUACACUCUAUGUAGCAGACUCGGAUAAUCAUCGUGUAAUGCGUUGGACUCAAGGAGACAAGAAACAAGGUACUGUAGUUGUGGGUGGAAAUGGCGAAGGAGCAGGAGCAAAUCAGUUCAACGACCCCAUUAGUUUGUCUUUCGAUCGACAUGGUAAUCUCUAUGUCGCUGAUUUUAAUAAUCAUCGUGUUCAACGAUUUUCUAUCAAAAAAGUCUUGUGA
Messenger RNA from Rotaria socialis, 1002 nucleotides. NCBI's taxonomy places the organism in Eukaryota, Metazoa, Rotifera, Eurotatoria, Philodinida, Philodinidae. The record is from the annotation of a GenBank genome assembly.